UUGUAUACAAAAAUAUUUGACAAAUGGGAUGCGGUAUGAAAAAUUCUCAUUCAGAUUUAGAAAUUGUGAGCUGACGGACCUUAAAAAAAGGGAAUAAUAAAAUUAAAAGUUCCAAGCUCCGAAAAAUAAAAAGUGGAUAAAAUUAAAAUGGCUGUAUCUAAACAUAAUUUAAAGAAGGCAAGGAACACCUGUAGCAACUUAAAACGUAAUUCCAUAUACAAGAAGCAAAAAGUAGCACGCAUUACUACCAAUGGGUACCUCAACUAUUUGAGGGAGUUCAAACAACAGUUUUGUGGAUUAUCCCCCCGAGACAUGGUGCGUUUCGGAGCUUUGGAAUGGAAUAAGUUAAUGGAUGAAGAAAAAAAGAUCUACAAGAAUUUGUAUAAGCAGGAAGAAUGCGCUGCAGAAGUAUUAAACGAAGAGGAACAAAUAAAUGCCGAUGAGUCAAAUUAUUCGAGCUCUGAGACAAGUGUUCCCAUCAAAAUGGAGGUGGACGAGUCUUCUUCAGUAUUGCAACUUGAAUCUAGUGUAGAAAUUCAAAAGAGCCAGAAGGCGGAUAAUAUAAGUCUACCAGAUGAGUGUGGGUCGGAAGAAAUAUGCCUUUUAUGCCGGAAGGAUAUUGGCUCAUCGCACCAUAGACAUGAGAGUCCUGAAACAAAGAAUAGCGAUUUAUUCUCUGAUGAUUUAAAACUAACAGAAUCAUCUCAAAUUUCUUUGGAAAAUGCUUGGCUUGCCAAAGAAACCAAGCGUCUAAGGGAAAAGGAAUGUUCUAAAGUCAAGACUAAGUCAAAACCUUCGAAGUCAAAGGGCAAGGAUAAGGUGUGCAAGUCAAGAAAGACACAUAAAAAUGAUUUCAAACACGACAAAGGCUCACUUGGAUCUGCUUCUGCCUAUAUUAACUUUAUGAAAUCAUUUGUCAAACAAUAUGGUAACGUGAAAUCUAAACAAUUGAUAAAAUCAGCAGCCUAUCAUUGGUCCAAAUUGAAGACAAGCGAGCGAGCCAAAUUCGAAAAUCCUUCUUUUAUGCAAUUUAAAAAACCGAGAAAGCAUUAAGCCACAUUUCAUACUCUUAGACAAAUGUAUUUAUUUACGAGAAAAUUUUAAGUUUGUGUAACAAUAUUUUUGACCAGUAAUAAACGGAAAUUCUCUUUGUUGUUGAUUGAGAUUAGUAAAGUAUUGAAA
This is a messenger RNA of Drosophila bipectinata, 1182 nucleotides long. RefSeq names its product Protamine-like 99C (gene Prtl99C). Gene Ontology annotation, biological process: spermatogenesis; sperm DNA condensation. Lineage: Eukaryota; Metazoa; Arthropoda; Insecta; Diptera; Drosophilidae. The record is from RefSeq and is a predicted model, not a curated record.